This is a messenger RNA of Pongo pygmaeus (Bornean orangutan), 14225 nucleotides long. It is a transcript of the gene GPRIN3, whose product is annotated as GPRIN family member 3. The transcript is spliced from 2 exons. NCBI's taxonomy places the organism in Eukaryota, Metazoa, Chordata, Mammalia, Primates, Hominidae. Gene Ontology annotation, cellular component: plasma membrane. Gene Ontology annotation, biological process: neuron projection development. The coding region runs from base 507 to 2837 and encodes 776 amino acids. The record is from RefSeq and is a predicted model, not a curated record.
CUGUCGGAUGCUCAGGCUGGGCAGCGCUGGACAGAUGGGUGCACCCCAGGCCUGACGGAUGAACAGUCGGGCAAGUGAACUCUCACCUCUAAACUGGCUCUGCGCACGGCGGGGGCGGCGGCGGCGUCUGCAGCCCCGCGGUGGGGGCAGCCCCCUCGGUCUACGCCCGACUGCUGCGCGCCGCCUCUGCUCUUGGCAUAGUAAUUUCGGUUCCUGAACGCACGGAGCUCGCUCCGGGACCGGGCUGAGAAGGACCUCAGCUCGCGGGCCCGCCGGAGCCAUCGGUGUGGCGCCGAGAGACGGUGCUUGGGAUAUGCGACGGGAAGCCCCCGCCACAGCGCAGGCAGUGGCCCCGCCGCGCCGCGGAGCCGGGCAGAGCAGGCUGGUUCUUCAGAGGAAUCAUCCCUGACUGUGUCAUCACUCUGAGCUCUGACUGCGCUCCCCUCCCCCACCAGUGGGAACACUACUCAAGAGAGCUCUGGAGUGCUACUGAAGAGAGAAAUUCCAUGGGGACUGUACCUGACCCUCUGAGAUCAGCUAAAACAUCCCUGAUUGCAGCUUCCGGAAAAGAAGAGGAUCUAGGAGAGCCACAGGCUGCCUCACCUCGGCAUCGACCAGCUCUCCUGUGUAAGAAUGCCAAUGGCUUUUCAGGUGCCCCUGCAGAACCAGACCUCAGCCCCAGGGCAGCUGCCGAAGCCCUGAUGCAGGUUUGUGAGCAUGAGACCACCCAACCGGAUAUGUCUUCUCCUGGUGUCUUCAAUGAAGUGGAGAAAGCACCUGCCACAUUCAACUCUCCCGGCAAUCCCCAGCUGCCAGGGAGCAGCCAGCCCACAGCAUCAGCCCCGAGUUCUGCAGCAGGAAGGGAUCUUAUACACACACCAUUGACAAUGCCCGCCAAUCAGCACACCUGCCAGUCCAUCCCAGGUGAUCAGCCCAAUGCCAUCACCUCAUCCAUGCCUGAAGAUUCCCUGCUGAGAUCACAGAGAACCUCAAAUAGAGAGCAACCUGAGAAACCAAGUUGUCCUGUGGGAGGCAUGCUCAGUAGCAGCAAAGAUCAGGUGUCCUGUGAGAUUCCUUCUCCAGAAACAAUCCAGGGAACAGUGCAGACUCCAGUGACAGCAGCCAGGGUGGUCAGUCACUCAUCCUCUCCUGUAGGUGGACCUGAAGGAGAAAGGCAGGGAGCCAUCUGUGACUCUGAAAUAAGGUCCUCUAAACCUCUAACUAGAGAAUCUGGAUGUUCAGAGAACAAGCAGCCCUCUGUCACUGCCUCGGGCCCCCAAGGCACAAUUUCUGUGACACCUCAACCAACCCCCCUCACUAGCGAACCUUCGGCAUGUCCCCCAGGUCCAGAGAAGGUGCCACUGCCAGCACAGCAUCAGAUGUCAAGGUUCAAAGAAGCCAGUACGAUGACCAACCAAGCUGAAAGUGAAAUCAAGGAAGUUCCCAGCAGGGCUUGGCAAGAUGCGGAGGUGCAGGCAGUGGCGAGUGUCGAGAGCAGAUCCGUCUCCACCAGCCCCAGUAUCCUCACUGCAUUUCUGAAGGAAAGCCCUGCUCCUGAGCAUUUUGAACAAGAGCAGCUGCAUGUCAUUUGCCACAGCAGUGGGAGCCACACACUGGAGCUCUCUGACAGCACGCUAGCCCCCCAGGAGUCCAGCCAGUGCCCUGGCAUCAUGCCACAGGUGCACAUUCAGGCAGCUGCAGCUGUGUCUACAGCUUUCCAACGGGAAAAUAAACUAGUGAGCCUACCAGGUGGGGUCCUUAAAACCUCAUCAAUCAAUUUGGUCUCCGGUAAUGCCCAGCAUACGUGUAAAGAAGAUGGGAGGUUAGCAGGAAUGACUCCAGCAAGGGAAGAGUCAACUGCUAAAAAGCUCGCAGGUACUAAUUCUAGCUCCCUGAAAGCUACCGCCAUUGACCAGAUUUCUAUCAGUGCAUGCAGUCAACCUGAAACAAGUUAUGGAUUGGGGAAAUUUGAAACCAGGCCAUCUGAGUUUGCAGAGAAAACCACAAACGGCCACAAAACAGACCCAGAUUGCAAACUAUCUGACUCUUGUGGCUCUAUCAGCAAAGCUGAUCAUUCUGGGAGCUUGGAUCCCACUAAUAAAGGAGAUGCAAGGGAAAAGAAGCCUGCAUCUCCUCAGGUAGUAAAAGAAAAAGAGUCUACUGGCACUGAUACCUCUGAUGCCAAAGCCCUACUGCUCGAUCCUAAAUCUCAAGAAAGUGGAGGCACAGAAUCAGCUGCUAAUCCUACACCCUCCCCAAUUAGGAAGAACCAGGAGAGCACCUUAGAAGAAAACAGACAGACCAAAACAGCCACCAGCCUGAGCCUGCCAUCUGAUCCCAUGGGUGACUCCAGCCCAGGUUCCGGCAAGAAGACCCCAUCUCGCUCCGUCAAAGCCAGCCCACGCAGGCCUAGCCGCGUCAGCGAGUUCCUCAAGGAGCAAAAGUUAAAUGUGACAGCAGCUGCUGCUCAGGUAGGACUCGCUCCAGGAGAUAAGAAAAAGCAGCUUGGCACAGACUCCAAGCUCCAGCUGAAACAGUCCAAGCGUGUCAGGGACGUCGUGUGGGAUGAGCAGGGAAUGACCUGGGAAGUAUAUGGUGCAUCCUUGGAUGCAGAGUCCCUGGGAAUCGCGAUCCAGAACCAUUUACAAAGACAAAUCAGGGAACAUGAGAAAUUAAUCAAAACUCAAAAUAGCCAGACCCGGAGAUCCAUUUCCUCAGAUACUUCUUCAAAUAAGAAGCUCAAAGGAAGGCAGCACAGUGUUUUCCAGUCCAUGCUGCAGAACUUCCGACGCCCCAACUGCUGCGUCCGCCCUGCUCCUUCUUCUGUCUUAGAUUGAAAGGGAGUACUUAUGGGAGUUUGUGUAUAAAUUUACGGUAUUCACAUGUGUCCCUCUAUGUCAAAGCUUGCUUAGUUUUUUGCUGCAAGACUAGGAAGAAAAAGCAAGUAUUCACUAUAGGAAAUUGCUAUUAAAAAUUGUUAGAUCCUUUGACCUGGAGCUCUAUAAAUAAAAAUGUCAUUUCAAUUUGAAAGAAGGAACAAGAGAAGAGAAACAAGCUUCACUGAAGGUUUGCAACCUUAACAAAUUGAAAAUAAUGCUCACUGGGUUUUUAAAAAUAUGAUGUUGUUCAUAGAAAUAGCAUUAUUAUAUCAUUAUACAUGUAUUAUUUUGUAUUACUGCCUCAGUUUAUCACACAAUAGUAUUUCCAUUAAAAUCCCUGCUUCAUAUUGAAAGUAGCAAAAACACUAUUGGCAAAAACAUUGUUAUAAUUUCUAGUCCUAUUGCAGUAAGAAUGCUGUAACCACACAAAUUUUAAAUAGAACCAUAUGAUAAGAACCAUAAUGAAAAAAAUGAGAACAAAUUUGAUUCAUUCCUAGGCCAGAUAACAUUAAAUAAAAGCAGUUAAAUGUAUAAAAUACAAAAUAUGAAUUAAUGUUUGUAAACAUCUGCAGGCAACUCUUUUUAUAAACCUUCUUAUUGCUGUUAAUAAAUAUAAGAAAGUUAUAUUAGGAACAUUAGCUAAGCUUUUGACUAUGAAAACUGCCUACAUUAAACAUGUAUUUAUAUAGACACAUUUUCCUGCACUAAAGGCAAGACACAUCUCUGUGAUUCUGACCAGACAUAUUCAUAUUUUCUUACCCUAGAGGAAGUACAUGGGACUGAAUUCUUGAAAAGAGUCAUCAAAUUAUGGAUAAUACUAAAUUGAUAUUGUUCAGGUGUUCUCCAGUGAUACUGUACUGAGAAUGCCAAGGUUCUGGUCAGGAACUAUAAAUAGCAGAUUACCAAACACUGCUUUUUCUGUGAUGAUAAAAGCCUCAUAAGUAACAAAAACAAUGUUUAAUUUAGACUCCUGUAAACAGGAUGCAAUUAGUGAUUUUUUUUAAUUGGGUUCAGUAACUUCCAGUAACAAAUGUAGUCAACACCAAAUUAGAAUGUGAGCUUCCUUACAAUUUUUGUACAUAGACUACUGUCAUCUAAUUGCUUAAGUAUAUACUCUGGAGUAAAAAGGUAACUUCUGCAAACUUAUUGAUUUUAAGAGAAAUAUCCAUAAUAUCCUUCAAACCCAAUGAAAGAAGAGGCCUUUACAAAAACAUGGCUUGUGAUUUGGGUGGAUUAUACUUCCUGGGACCUCAGCCCUCCUGUGUCUCCAGAAGAGACGUGUGUCCUGAGACACAUGAGUAUCCUCCAAGGCACUGGCCUGGAUGAGCAGCAUCGGCUUGAGAACUGGGUUAGUGUGGAAAGGAAGAAUGAACAAUGGCCCUGGGAAGGCUUCCCUUCCUGCAGACAUUGUUGGGGGAGUGCUGGUCUCCAUUUUGCGUUUAGAAAACCAGACUUAAGAGGCUGGAGGGGCACUGGUUGCUUUCUUUGAACUCAUUCCCCGUAAUGAGCUAGAAAAGAGUACCUAACCGUAGGUAUUCUCUCUAGAGACUCUCGUGUCCCGUGGGUACAGUCGAUUCACAGUAUCUGUUCUGGCUUUUUUCACUUUAAUUCUGUUUUGCACAUUCUGAACAUAUGCAGGAAAAAAAAAUCAUUCCUGAACUUAGCACAAGCUACACUUGACACAAUCUAAAUUAGUAAAAAGCCUUGGAUUUAUUUUGAAGCAAUUUAACUGUAGACAAAGCUUGCAUACAUGGACCAGUAUUCUCAGAGCCUGAGAGUUGUUACAGUUGUUCUAUUUGGAAAUUAGAAGGAAUUUUUUAAUAAGGCACAUUUUUCAGUUUCUUACCUAUUGGUGUCUAUUAAGAAUACUAUGUAAUGUCGAAAUUUCCAUCAAAUUACCAAGCAAAUUACUAUUAAUGAUUAGAGAUUUAGCCUAAUACUCUCUCUUUGGGCCUUAAAUACUCAUUUGUAGUUGUGUUUGUGUCACUUCUGUCUCAGAUGCCUCUGCCAGGACAUAAUCUCUCUGCUAGCUCUUGCUAGCUGGCUUCUGCCUCCCACAUGGGCAUACAUGCUGUGUAUACACAGAGUACAGCCUGUGUACACAGUGGCAGCUGUCCACAGUGCCUACUCCAGAUGGGUGGCCCCAGGUAAUCCUCUGCUGUGAAGUGGCUAGAACAGGCUGUCCCUGCAUUAAAAUAGGCGAGAAUAAGGAAUUUCGCAUCUGAUAAUAAUAUUUAUUUUCAUGACUUUAGAGUAACCACAUGAUUUGUAAACAGUUAAAUGAAGCAGAGGCCUGAGAGAGUUGUUAGCAUUUGUCUCACAUUAAAUACAUUAAAAUUGCUAGAUUUGCUAUUGUGGUUAUGCCUAUCAAAACUUUAAGAAAAUGUGUUUAAUGUACUAAGUUUAACUGGUUUUCUUGGGUGCUAGAACCAAAUUCUUCACUUCUACAACACUCAAGAGAUUGUCACAAAAUAUUACAAAAAUAUUGUUUGUUUUGUGGCUGAUUAAAUCCUAUAGAACGAACAGCUUUUAAGGACAAUAACAGAAAUAUAUCUUCAGAUGGAUAAAUAAGACAGGGACCUAUUCAAGACAACAGCAUUUUUAUAUUGUGAUAUCUCCCCUAAGUUACUCUCACAAUAAAACCUUAUUUGAGAAUUUUCCUUCACUUCAAUCUGUGACAUAGCAUUAGGCAUUUAGUAUACCUUAUUUGUGAAACCUAAGGUUCAUUCAACAGAUGAAGUUGCAAAACAGUUUUCGUGGCAGACUCUUGGAACUUGCUCAGUUUUUUCUUUACUUUACCUGCAUGACACACAUUGGGUUGAAAGUUGUUUGGUUUUACCCUUCAUUUCUCUUAGAUAUGAUUUGGUUCUUUUUCAUGCAUUUUAUUUUUGAAAUAUAUGGAGGAAGUAUUUUAUUGAAUCAAGAAAUAGAAAAUAUUCCUUAAACCAGUAGUAAAAAGAUGAGUUAGAACUCCAUGUCUGGAAGACAAUUCAACAUUUAAAAUAUUAAGAUGCUAUACCACUUAACAAGUGAAUACUAAAAUUUUUAAUUUAAAGAUUGAUUAUUCUGUUUUUAUGACCAUGAGAAAAAUGUGACAGCUUCAGCUGUCAUAUGUUUAUCUUGAAUGCUUUUCUAAUUAUGUAUUUCUGGAUUAUUGACUUUGAAUGCCACAAACCAACUACUUUACAUAGAGUAAAAUAUUGAUUAACCUCUGUGUUUUGGGUCACUGGCAAAAGUUGAACAUCCUGUUAAGUCAAGGUUAACCAGAAACCUUUUUGUUCACGUCUGAAAUGAAAUAUUUAUAAAAUGUGUUAGUAUGUUUCCUGCCUUGAUAAGUUCACCUAUAUUGAAUGUAAUUUGAUCUUUGAUAAUUUUUUUAAUCUUGAGAAUUCUCUGAUACUGUUUUGAAAACCAGUGUUCACCGUGUUAUAAAGUCAAACAUAAAAAUUGAAAUAAAUUGAACUAAAUAUGCAUGUGUAACAUAUACCUUAGAAGCUGGAUUUCAGAACCAAAUUCAAAUUCAUAAUAGGAGCUUGCUGUCUUAAAGUAGAAAGCAGAAGAGGAAAAUAGCAUUUGUUUGUAUUCUAGCAUAUUGAGGUUUCACUGUUCCUUGCUUAUACUAAUGUUUUUCCUCUCAUUUCUGGGAAUGCCUGUCAUUCUGGGAAUCCCUAUAUAUAGCAUACCAAGAAGAGAGUAUGAUGUUACUUUAAAAUGUGUUUACAGAGGAUAUAUGCAAGUGUGCUGUUAAUAUAAAUUGUUUGGCCUUUUCUGCAUCCACUUUGUUACUGUUUUGCUGCCAAAAUGUGUGAAAUGUGUGUCUUCUCUUCCUCCUACAUAUUGUGCCAAGUGUUUGAAAUUUUGUCUACUCCUAGUAACACAUAAUUAACCACAUCCCUUGUCUACUUUUAUGAAUCAGUAUAAAGAAAAACAAUACAUUAGGAUAAGGUUUGCAUAUAUGUAUAUGUGUUUUUAUUGAAAACUGGGCACUUGUAGCCUUGUGUAGACCUCUACCUGCCUGAUUUACUAAUUAUCUGUAAUGCUGCCAUGGAGAGGAUGCUGUUUACUCUCUCCUGCUUUGUUCUAAGUGGUGUUUGAGAAAUGAGGCCUGUGAAUUUCCCUUUGUGAUAGAACAGUGAACUCAGCAGUAUCUUGGAUAAGUGAGCCGACUACCUUAUUCCCACACUGUUUUUGUCUACAUGGUGAAAUCAGAAGUCAAACAUCCCCUUUAGUGUUUGUUAUUUUACACAUGUAUCUGAGCAUUUUGUUUUCUGUUAGCAAUGCUUCUUGAUGUUGUGCAUGGCCCUUUUUGGUUGAUUCUCUCCAAAUUCGGGUCAGCUGCCGCCACCUGGCAAAUAACAGGGGAUAUGCUGAAUCUCCUGUCCAUCCUUGUAACGAUAUCCUUCUUAAUGAAAUUCUUCAACUGGCUGAGCAAUUACAAAUGUCAUCUGUCCAGACACAUGGGCUUAAGGAUGUCUACAAAAUUUUAGACAUUUUUGCAAAUGGGAAAAAAAAUAGUCUUGUAAAUACUGAAACAGAUUUCCAUGAACUUUAUCCUACUCUUGGAAAGAAAACAAUUCUCCUUGGCUGCAGAAAUCAAAUAAGCUGGGUUUGCAAUGACCAAGGACAUAAAUGAAGAUGGAUUGAAGUGGAAAAAUCCUGUCUCCCAAGUGAUCAGUGGCAUCUGCCAGAGGUCAUUACAGCUACUUUUAACUGUGAACAGUCACCAGCUAAACUACUCACUUGCCACAACAAAAUAACCUCUCUCAAAGUAAAUCCAGUACAUCUGUAUAUAUGUAUAGAUAGCAGCAACAAACAAUCCUGAAACAUUACUUUUGGCUGUUAGGUAAGUGAUGAUAAUUAUAAACAACAUUCAAAUAACCUUGGACCUUGGUGAAAUGACUUGUGGUGGCCAGAAUGGUGCAACAAGAUGUUAUUUACAAGUUUUUUUAAGACACAAAUAUCUCAGAUACUAAUAAUGAGACUAAAGACUGUUGACUAUGAAAUUAAAGCCAAGCAAUAAUGUGCCAAAAAGAGGCAGUUAUACCAGCAAAUGCAUCUAUUAUGGGCACACCAUUAUAUAAUGAUGGUUUGCUUUAUGAAGACUGACUGUAACCCACAGGAUAAAAUAAGCGAAGGCAUAGUUUCUGCUUUCUUCCUGGAAAAUCUUGUUUAGAAGCUUCAUAAAGAGGCACAGCACUAACGAGCGUUAGUAAGGAUACAGUUGGCAUCUAUGUUUUUACGCAAGCCCAGAGGGAAGAGGAGCCACUCAAAGUCUUGCUGGCUUAAAACUCAAAGACAGCUGCAACCAGAAGUUCUGUUGAAAUGGAGACUUUAAACUUAUGGUAAUUACUCUUUCUGGACACUAGCAUGUAGAAAGCAAUUCAGUUAACUCUGCCCAGAGGAUUACCAGCUUUAGCUGUGAAAAAAUGGGCUCCCGGAUGUAAAAUCACUAAAACAUGAGAUCUUAUAUCCAAAGAGGCUUCAAAUGAUGCCUUACAGAAAAUGAUGCUCCAGAUGGGCACUUCUAAAUGCUAACUCUUCAUCAAGUAUCUUUCUGGAUUCAAGCUCAAAAUUAAUUGGCUGCAAAAUAGUAGGAAUAAAAAUCACACAUUUUACACUUUAGAAUAGGAUACUGAUGAUCAACCUGCACAGUGAUAACUAUGAUGAGACACCCCAGUGAUUUAAUGAUGUUAGAAAGAAUUAAAUGGGAGAGAAAUGCUAACAGCUUUCUUGAUCUCUUAACUAUGGAGAUGUCAUUCAUUUAUUUCUGGGGCAAAAAUUAUAGCUUGCUUUUUGACAUUGCUGCUAGUAUUGUUCUUUGUUGCUUUAAAAAUUGUCUUUCUUUAGAAAAACUCUUGAGCAGUUAAACAGUUUUUUUUCUGAUUCAUAUCAUUGCUUUUAAUAACAUGUAAAGGCAGUGUGUAGAGCAAACUAUAUAAAAUGAAUAGAAAGGGCUUACUCAUGUUAAUCGGCAUCCUUAAUGAUUUUAGUUUAGAUUCCUUAACAUUUAUUUUAGAUCACAUCUUUACGUAACUUAUUUUUCCUAAUGUUUUCCAUCGUGUCUUAAAAUGAUGCUGGUAUAUCAGGAGAUUGCAGUAUUAUAGUCAUACCCCCCAAUCCCUAGAGGAGAGGAAAGACUAAUUCUUGUUUUAAGGGCCCCUGGAGAUACCUUUUAUUAAGGUUGAAAAAGGUCAACACAGCCUGAAAAUAAGAAAAAUAUAUGCUAGCAAUUACUAAUUUUCUAAAUGUGUGUAUCUCUGCUGUACUAAUGUGUGAACAAUAUGUCGUGCAUAAUACUGUAGCUGGUCGUGGUAUGUCAAUACAUUCUGUGAGUGUGUACAGUCUGAGUGAUCAGUUUUCUAUUUUUAUGUGUAAAAAAAACUUGUCGUAUCCCAUUUAAAGGCCAAUUUCUGUAUUCAGGCAGGCAUAUGUACAUACAUGAAUAAAGCCAACAAAAGUGUGCACAUGUAUUCAGUAACAGAAUUUGUCCUUUUAUUUUUGAAGGUCAGAAAGGGCUGUUUGAUUUGUUUUUUUUUUUAUCAUCUCCUUGAGUAGGUAACAUAAUUAUCACAAAGGCUGAAUAUAGUAAUCAGUACAUUGGCAUAUUAUUAAAUAUGUCAGGGCUAAUUAACCAUGCCAUUAGUCACAGGUAAGGUCAGUUCUUUGACCACUGGGAUAAUUUACAUUCCUCACACAUCCUUUCUGUGUUAAGUGUGUGACUAGGAUGUACAUACUAUGGGUGUGAUUGUGUACAUACCUUGUAUGAUUAUCUAAAUCCUCAAAGCAGUUGCAGGAAAGAAGGAAGAUGAAACAGUUGUUCAAAAGCCUCAAAAGGGCUAAUCAAUAUGUAUUUUCAUUUUCUACACAUAAAAAUGUAAAUAGCUUAUCCACAUAUAUAUGCACACAUAAUACAUUUUAUUUAUACUAGUAUAUUCAAAUAAAUCACAAAUUAAAACCACUAAUUGAAAGCUGCAUAUUUCCAUGACUGCUCUGUUUUACAAAUAUUAUUAUUGGAUCAGAUGCCCCCUAUUUAAUGGUGUUACUGCCUGGUAGCAGAUUUUGUGCUUAGAAAAGUCCAGCAUCUGAAGCACAGACUGGUAACUGAGUAGCUACAGAGAAUUAAUGCUGUUCUUUAAGCACCUAAUUUUAUAUCUGGCAAUGGCAAACAGUAAUGAAAACCAAUUAUGUUUUGGAGACUCCUUUUGGACAUGUAUCAAUGUGUUGAUUGGCACAAACCAAUAAAAGCCCUACAUUUUUUGGAAAUGGAUCCCUAGAUUUCAAGCAUGUAUAAUCACUCAAAGUGGAUAUGAUCACAGCCAUUCUUCUCUUGAGCUCAGCAAAACUAUGCUUACCAACACUGAAGAGAAGUCAAAGAUUUAAAUGAAAAAAAUCACAGAUGAUAUUGGUGAGAUAAUAGGAUAUGAACUUGGGUGGGGUUCCAGGGCACUUAAAUUGCCUCAUGUCUUGAGUUCCUUAAGAUGGACUCAAAUAAAAAAUUAGUAUUAUCAAUAACAGGUGAUACUGUGUGGACUAGGUAACAACGUUAGAAUCAUUAGCUGGCAAGUGUCAACUCUGGACAAGAUUUGUCAGCUUAUCACAAUUCCAACCAGUUAAUUGAUAUUGUUCGAAUUUAUCUCAUUUCUUCUCAAAGGAAGUGCUCUAUUAGGGAUCAAAAAGUCUGACCUGGUUCUUAAAACCUAACACAAUUUGACCUUGAAUCCUUGACACUAAAAAUUAUGUUGGCUGGGUAUCAGAUUGAAAAUAUGCAUGGAGGCUGAGCGGGGUGGCUCACGCCUGCAAUCCCAGCACUUUGGGAGGCCAAGGCAGGUGGAUCACCUGAGGUCAGGAGUUCAAGACCAGCCUGGCCAACAUGGCAAAACCCAUCUCUACUAAAAAUACAAAAAUUAGCCGGGCGUAGUGGUGUGUGCCUAUAAUCUCAGCUACUCAGGAGGCUGAAGCGGGAGAAUCACUUCAACCUGGGAGGCAGAGAUUGCAGUGAGCCAAGAUCGCACCAUUGCACUCCAGCCUGGGCGACAAGGCAAGACUCCGUCUCAAAAAAAAAGAAAAUAUGAAUGGAAAGAAAAUAUGAAUGGAAAUACCAGAAUCACCCCUUGGUAGAGAAUUCCAUUUGGCAAAGUGCAAACAACCACUUCUCAGUAGAAAGUUAAGAAUAACAUUUAAAAACAUGUUCAUGUUUUAGAGAAUGAAUGUGCCAUUGUUGUAUAUUAAAUAAAAAUCAAAGAUUAACCAGCUGUAAGAACACUACAAUGACAACUAUUGUGGCAGUGUUUUUUAAAUACUAAAAGUAUACAUGUUUAUAAGUGUAGCAUACCUGAAAUCUUGAUGUUUGUCAAUACUUAUGGUUGCUUAAAAGAUAAAUUUAUGUGAUUAUUUUUGAAAGAUGUGUAUUAAUUUAAAUAAUACCCAGAAAAAUUAUAACUUAAAAAUUGCAGUUUUCAAUGUGAGAAUCAUUUAUGUGUGUAAAUACUCAACUAAGAAACAUCAAAAGUGUGGUAUAAUAUUAAAAGAAAAAAUAUUCAAACUGGAACGUCCAUUUAUGAAUGUAUUAAUAUUAAAAUAUAAAGGUUUUUUUAUAAUGUCUAUACACAAAGGUCAUAAAAUCAUUUAAGAAAGUUCUCAUCUCCAGAUAUUGACCAAUAAAACUUCAUUUCCUAGAAAAAAGAAGAAAUGUUAUAAUUUAUACAAAGUUGAAGUAAGAUUUUGGAAUUACAUAUACUUACACCUUCAUUUUGGAUUUGGUUUUUGAAUGGAUGCUUAAAAUUCUGAAAUUCAACUAAUGACUCAAUUUUACCCUCAAAAAAUUAGAAUAUGAUUUUUUUGCAUCUCACUUUUCAUAAUAAAUGUAAUAUAGAUACAAUUUAUUCUGUUUUUUGUUGAUGUUAUUGUUGUUUCCACUGCUAUUGAAAUCGUUCUUUUAACCAUGAAUGCGCAGAAUCAGUUGAUUUUCCAUGUGACAACUUCUGCUAGGAAUCUGCAGUGGAACUGGAAGUAUUUGCAAUGAAAGAACUUUUUUAUUUAAUUAAAAUAGAAUUCCCAUAGAAUCAACAAUGCCUCCUGGUCAUCAAAAGCGAGGUUUUUCCUUUACUUGGCAGAGCAGAGUGUGUGUGUGUUUGUGUGUUGUGUGUGUGUUGUUUGGUGAGAAUGAUGAGAGCUGAGCAUUGUGAAAAUACAGGCGGGGAUGGGGUAACAGGGCUGGGUAGGGGUCCAGGGCACUUAGAUUGCCUUAUUGUUCAAGCUUAGAUGCCUCUUACCCAGAGCCAUCAGGUGUACCCUGUGUAGUUCCAGCCUUUCUGCCUACUCCUGAGAAGAUAAAUUGGGAUCCUGCAGUCUGGAUUCCUAGAAGGAGAUGGAAAGCCCAGCCAUAUCCCCCAGUUUGACUUGACCAGUAGUAAAACUAGCACUACAAUUUGAUCCCUUUUUACCUCCUUGAGUAUCUUCAAUUCAUCAAGGAUCUGUAAAGAAGGAGAGGUACAAGAUAUAUGAAACCCAAAUCUCAAAACAAUGAUUUAGUGAAUUUCCCAUGAACUUUCAACAGUGAUUGCUUCAAAAUUUCCAAGAGCCAUAAUUUCCCUCCAACUGUUGUGUGUGUGUAUAAAUGCACACUAUUUUAACCUAAAAUGGUGCCCUGUGGCUGCCAUUCUCUAACUCUUGCAUACUUAGACAUUUAUUCUUGGCCAAAUUAAAACCUCAUGCAUGUCCAAAGAUAUAAAUGCCUUGCCUGGAGAAGUUAGAUCUUGCAAGUCUCAGAAGGGCUGAGAUAGUUUGUCUUAUGCCUAUAGCUGUUUAUGUACCACCAGUGGGUGUUUGUUUCAUUAGGUGCCAUUUCCAGCCAAAUGUUCUCAUUCUUCACAUCUUCAAUGUUGAGUAGCAAACAGAAGAACAUCCUUCUUAGCAUAAUCUUGCUUCACUGGACUGAUUGUGAGCUCAAAAUACCUCUUGUUUCUUGUGAAGGGUUUGCCUUUUGUAAACAAUAUAAGAUCACUUUUGGUCAACCACCCUGUCUGAGUUUAUCUGGGCUGCUAUAAUAAAGUAUCAUAAACUGGGAGGCUUGUAAAUAAAUUUAUUUCUUACAGUUUUGAAAGCUGGGAACUCCAAAAUCAAGGCCAAUUUGGUGUCUGGUGAGGGCCUACUUGCCGGCUCACCUGCGGUGCCUGUUUGCUGUGUCCUCACACAGUAAAAGGGAUGAAGGGUCCCCUCCCAGGCCACUUUCAAAAGGGCACUAAUCUCACUCAUGAGGGCUCUGUGACCACCAUCUAAUCACCACCCAAAGCCCCCACUUUCUAACACCAUCGCCUUGGGAGUUCAGAUUUCAACAUGAGUUUUGGAGGGAUACAGACAUUUAGACCAUAGCACACACAUUCUUAAUGAACUUCUGAAUGCCAACAUUAUUAAAUUUUCUUCAACACCAUUCUACACAACCACUGAGCUAAUUUACAGAGUUCUAAAAUGUUUAGACCCUUGUAACUACCUUAACAGUGUUCUGAAGCUGGUUUUUCUAAAUAUAUCACAGAGGUCUAACAUAGUUGAAAUUCAAAUUGUCUGGAUGGAAGCUGAAAGUGCUUGCAGAGAUUUCUGGUGGGAGUACUGGCAUCUCAAGAAUGGUAUUUCCCUACACCUUUUUUAGUCCCGCUUGACAUCUCUCAAUCAAACUGCAGAAGAGCCUUGACCUGCCAUUAAAAAUAAUAAUAAGCAGAAUGUCAUUGCCAAAGAUAUUAUAGGUGUUUAAAAGCAAGAUAAGACUUCUUAAAGGGCCUGAAAGCAUUUGCUUGUUAUCUAUAUUUUUUUAGCCCAAAGCCAAAACAAAAAAUAAUGCCUUUGUGCCAAACGUUUUGCUGGGCACUUCCAUCUAUGUCUCAACCUUAGGAGGUAUAAUGUAUACAUGCACAGUUUUACAAUUUUUCAAUGGCACAGAUACUUGAGACAUAUAAAUUGGAUGAUCACAGAGAUAUUGUGGUAAAUAUCUGGGCUUGGAAUCAAAGGACCCUGGGUUCAAAUCUCAGCUUUGAAUCAAACAAGCUAAAUUAUUUGGCUGAGUAAACCAAAGCACCUCUCACCAGACCACACCUCCAAAUUUCAACAUGAAAUUUGGAGAGGAUAAAUAUCCAAAUUACUUCAGUGCAUUCAUCUGGAAACUGAGAAUAACAAUGCUCACUUUGCAAAUUUGUGGGAAUUAAAUGGCAUAGGCAAAAUAUUUUUCUUUUCUUCUCUUACUCCUCUGAGUUUUGCUUUCUUCCACUUGAACUUUACCACUCAAUUGUUAAAAGCCUUAAAUUUUGCCAUUUUAUCCUAUUUAAUAAACUUUUAAUAAAUCUGGAUAAAUACUAA